GGGUCCCUGUGUUGCAGGACUUACCUCCAGUCUAACGAAGAUGGAAGCUUGUCGACCGUGUUUAUCGUGUUACGUUUUUGCGCUUCUUGUAAUCUUUUCAUCGCUUGCGAGCUCUCAAAAGAAGCCUAACAUCUUGAUCUUCAUUGUUGAUGACUUGGGAUACGCAGAUUUAGGAUGUUUCGGCAAUGAUUCUCUCGCAACGCCUCACAUCGAUAAGAUUGCCACCGAGGGAGCCAAACUAACUCACAACCUAGCUGGCGAGUCGAUCUGCACACCAAGUCGGGCUGCUUUGCUUACUGGGAGAUAUCCGGUGCGGACUGGUUUGGUUCCUAGUAGAGGGGGCUUGAGCGAGUAUAUACGCGUGAUCAUUUUUACCGCAAACUCUGGUGGAUUGCCUAGAAAUGAAACUACCUUCGCAAAAGCGCUGUUGGAAACUGGAUACUCCACUGGCUUGGUAGGGAAAUGGCAUCUUGGUCUAAGCCGUGAUACAGUAGAUGACUUUCACUACCACCCUCUCAACCAUGGAUUUCAGUAUUUCUAUGGUCUACCACUCACCAACCUGCGCAACUGUGAUUCUGGUGGAGCAGUGCUUGAUCACAUAUUCCCCAACUGGAGAAUGCAAAUGGCAGUGUUUAUGAUUAUUGUUGCACUUACAGGAUUUACCAGUUACUUCUUAAACAAGAUUUCAACCUUGUCUUUCAUGGUUCUUCUAAUCGCCCCUCUUAUUCUUGUAUAUCCAGUGUUUCUAGUUGACAUUGUCUAUCAGAAUUUCAACUGCAUUCUCAUGCGAAACUUUGACCUAGUUGAGCAGCCUGUCAUUCUUGAUAACUUAACAGCUAGAUUUACUGAUGAAAGUAUCCGCUUUAUGGUUACCCAUAAAGACGAUCCCUUUUUAUUAGUGGUUUCAUAUGCAAAAGUUCACACCGCAUUGUUUACCACUGAUUAUUUUAAGGGCCACAGUGGCCAUAGCCCUUAUGGUGACAAUGUUGAAGAAAUGGACUGGAGUGUUGGACAGAUUAUGGAUGCUUUGGAAGAGCUUGGGGUAAAAAAUAACACCUUUGUGUACUUCACUUCUGAUAAUGGACCUCACCUGGAAGAGGUGGCUAGGAAUUCGGAAUAUGAAGGUGGCUGGAAAGGCAUCUACAAAGGAGGCAAAGGGCAGAGCUGGGAAGGUGGCAUUAGAGUACCGACUCUAGUGUCAUGGCCAUCCCAUAUACAACCAGGUAUAGAGAUUGACGAGCCAACAAAUGGAAUUGACCUAUUUCCAACAGUGCUUGAUAUAGCAGGAGCAAGCAUGCCUAAUGAUCGAAUCAUUGAUGGAAGAAACCUCAUUCCACUUCUAACACAACAGAAUAAAUACUCCCCUCAUAAAUUCAUGUACCACUAUUGUGCCAAGGCAGUUCAUGCUGUUCGGUAUCGCCCGAGGAGUGGACACACAACCUGGAAAGCACACUUCAUGACACCCAAGUAUACACCUGGAACAGAAGCAUGUUUUGGUUAUGCCGUGUGUGGCUGCUACGAAAGUCAGACUAUUACACACAACCCUCCUCUUCUAUUCGAGAUAACUGCUGACCCAUCAGAAAGCACUCCUAUCAGCCCAGAUGAUGAGAGAUACCAACCAGUGGUUGACAAUAUCCUUGAAGACUUGAGGAGACAUAAGAGUAAUGUUGAUAGUGUACCAAGUCAGAUAGAUUACUUUUGGUGGUAUCCUAGGCUACAAAUCUGUUGUAAUUUCCCAUAUUGCAGUUGUAGGGAAAAUAUCACAGAACUAGCGCAUUACCCUGGAAAAACACAUCAAGAGAAUUAGAACCAUAUAGUAUUCAUAAGACAAGAAUUAUUAAAAUUUCACUUAAUGUUGAUAAAACACAUAAAUCAAUAUAAAUACAUCAUCCAUUAUCAUCGGACAUUCUCACACAAUAUAUUACAAAAUAAGAAUUUAUCCCUAUUUCUAUUUUAUUUAAAUUGAAAGUGAAUCCAUUUGAUCAACCACAUAAAAAAACAUAAGACAUCCAGCAACUGUAGCGAGAAACAAAUGACAAAAAAAUGUUUUUUUCUAAAUUUUUAUUGUUCCUGAAUUUUGCUGUGAGUAAAGGAAUAAACCUAACUGAUUUGUG
Nematostella vectensis (starlet sea anemone) is the source of this 2114-nucleotide messenger RNA. RefSeq names its product steryl-sulfatase. The transcript has 3 exons. Gene Ontology annotation, molecular function: arylsulfatase activity. Bases 41 to 1807 code for a protein of 588 amino acids. The record is from RefSeq and is a predicted model, not a curated record. Lineage: Eukaryota; Metazoa; Cnidaria; Anthozoa; Actiniaria; Edwardsiidae.